CAGUUGCCGGUCGCGUCCCUCAAACUCCGGCUUCUGUUUGCGAAGUAAAUCGUGGCAGAGAACUAUGACAACAGGACAACGGGCUAAGGAUAAUAAAGGGACUUGUGACGUGGCAAUUAUACAGAGAUUUAGGAGGAAAGCCUGCAGGGACGGCCUCCUUUCCCCCACCUUCCUUGAGGUUUGGGUGAGGCGGCCGACGCCCACCCCCGCCGUCUCGCUGCGGGCUCCGCGGUCGAGGCAGCCGGUCACGUGACCCCGCAGAAGCCCGGGGCUUUCUCCUCUGUUCUAUAAAUAUUCUCAGAGUAUCCUAUUCUUCCUCUAUAAAGAACCUGCUCUAAAAGUAGCCCAAGGUCUUGAGAUGAAUGAAGAGCAGCGAACGGAGCAGUUAAGCGGUUCAACUUCCGUGUGAACAGAAUUACUAAAGAAGUGACGACAACCACAUCCAUCUGUUCUGUUCUGCAACAUUAUGUCCUCAAUGCCCUGCUUUUAAAAUGGGUUCUUCAGAGAAUAGGAAGUAAAUUGAUAAGACAAGCAGGCAGCUCCUUGGUUCAGGGACAGCAUACAAAAUAGGCACCUUGUUCUCUAGAUCACAGGCCAGCAUGGCUGGGGAGGAAAUUGAUGAGCACAAUCUUAGCAUGUGGUACCAUUUGCUACUAUGGUUAAUUGUCAUCUUUUUAUGGUGGAAAUGGAGAGAUGGGGAGAAUUUAGAUGAUGUGGAUCCUGAAGGGAAAUAUGUAUUCAUCACUGGCUGUGACUCUGGAUUUGGAAAACUGGCAGCUCUAACCUUUGACAGGCGAGGAUUUCAAGUGAUUGGUGGUUGCCUGACCGAAAGGGGAGCAAAGGAGCUGAAAGAGGAGUCAUCUCAUAAACUCCAGACGGUGCUGCUGGAUGUGACAAACUCAGACAACAUCAAGCAAGUAGCAGAACAAGUUAAGAAGGAAGUAGGAGAACAUGGUCUCUGGGGCCUCAUCAACAAUGCUGGGGUCAUGGGACCAUCAGCACCAACCGAUUGGCUGAGGAUUGAGCAUUUUAGAGCCCCCAUUGAAGUCAACCUGAUGGGCCUCAUAAACGUUACGUUAAACAUGCUUCCAUUGGUGAAGAAAGCCAAAGGAAGAAUAGUAAACGUAACCAGCAUUGGCGGUGUUCUGGCAAUAUGUUCAGGUGGUUAUUGUCCAUCCAAAUUUGGAGCAGAAGCAUUUACCAACAAUUUAAGACAGGACAUGAAGCCCUUUGGAGUGAAAGUGUCUUGUAUUCAACCUGGGUUAUUCAAAACAGAGCUCUCUGAUAGAAUCCGGGUCAUAAAAGAAAAAAUGGCCAUUUGGACUAGCCUUCCUCCCAUUAUCCAACAGCAGUAUGGUGAACAUUAUCUCAAGGAAGAUGCAAUAAAGAAAGAAAGAUUAGUUAAAAUGUGCCAGAAUUCAAACCUCUCACUGGUUGUGAACUGCAUGGAACAUGCCUUAAUGAGCAAAUAUCCACAGACUCAUUACAGUGCAGGCAUGGAUGCUAAAUUCCUUUGGAUUCCUCUCUCAAAGAUGCCAGUCUCUGUGCAGGACUAUAUACUCAUGAAGAACAAAGUUAAGCUAGUUAAUCCAAAUGCAGAAUAAGAUCUCCUCCUUUGGUUACUUGGCAUUUCCUAGGGAGCCUCAACCAGUUGGCUCAGGACAAGAACUGGCUAUACUGUGGCCAUUGUUAACCAGUUCAAAGUACCAGUUCACGUUCAUGCUUCAAAAGCUGUGCUUGCUUAAAUAAUGAAGAUAAAUACUCCAGUGUUCAGGCAAACAAGUAUCCAGGAGUGUGGGCAAUGCCAUUUUUUGCUGACAUUAAGAUGACAAUAUGGUCUGCACUGUCUGAUUGUUGUUAAGGCUGAUCUAGCAUUUGCUGACAAAAAUAUACCGUAGGCAAUUGAUCGAUCAAAACUUAGAAAACUGUUAUCACAGAACAGUGAAAUAAUUGUGUAUUUUAAGACUUCACUAGAAGAAUAACAAAGUACAAAGACAGUUAAAAGUACCAACUAUGUGCUUUGCAAAUUUUGGUCAUUUUGAAGAGCUCUACAGAGGCAAAACAGAGUCCUCUUUCUCUUCACCCCAGCGUGUGUGUGUGACCCAGUGGCAGUUUAAGUUCUUUGCGGAGGGCUGAAUUCUCUAAGUAUAGGUAGAAUCUCUCAGUUGCCCAGAAGUCAUGAGAUUAAGCCAUGGAAUAAAAUGCCCAUGACCAUAUAUAGAAUGCCUCUCUUUAGUGAAGAAACGGUUCCUUCAAAUGUCUGAAGACUGAGAGAUCUCGGUUCCUGUGCCCCUUCCCUCGGUUCAGUCUCAGUGGUUAGGACCAUCCAGAUGUUGCACUGCUUAAGGUGAGGCAUGUUCUGAGAUGUCAGGAAGCCAUGUAGUUGAGUGUCAGGCUGAUUCAGUCUAAUGCAUUUUAUAAAAUAGAAACUGGAUAUUGAUGCCAGCCACUCCAGAUUGCAGGCCUACUGGCUGAAAUUAUUGGGAGUGGAAGUUCAGCAACAUCUGGAGAGCACACAAUGGAUGACCUCAGAGCCAUGGCUGAACCCAUUGAGAAAAAUCUCAGGCUUAACCUUCCAUCUUUCCAGUUCAGGGAUUAGAGACUCAGUUUCAGUUGGUAUGGGCAAUCUUGGAUUUUGCAAACAAUUUGGCCAGGUGGAAAGCCCUUCCUAUGAUACAGUAAUUGCAUGCGUCUGAAUAGCAACAGUGACUGUGUUUGAAUUUGUUUUGUGCUCUUCAGUUUUGGGCUAUGAAAGCAGGAAGGUUCUGGUCAGGCUUGUAUGAAUAAAACCAGACAAGCUAGUUCUGUGGCUCUGUGAUCACAGGGGCUGCGUUUAUCUAUUACCCCAAGCUGCGACAUGAUUUGCUUUUAAUUUAUCAUGUGGUAUGAUCUCAACUAGCUGUGGCUUAUUCCAAAGAUUGUGGUUAAAACAAACCAUGGUUUAGCAUUUCCUGUUUCUUGAACCCCUUCAAACCCUUUUCAGAAAUCCUUGCAAACACAGCACAUCAUAAGUAGCAUAAGCUUGCUGCUCACCUCUGCAUCACAGUUGUAAAUCAAAAUGUCGGAAAGAACAGUAAGGCAUUGGAAGCAGUGUUGCCCCUAAAUAAGAACUGAGUGAGGCCAACUUCUGCAGGAUUUUGAAAACAAGGGAGGCACUGUCAUUCUUGCCAUUUUGCUCUCCCAGUGUGUUAAAAAAGUUAAUUUGUCUUUUACACAAGGAUAUUCUUGACUCAUGCUUCAUCGACAUGGACAACAAAAGGUGGUCAGUUGACAGUGCUCAAUAGAUAGAUGGACCAACAUCCUUAAUCUAACACAGUGACCAUAUUUCUUAUGCAGAAAGUGAACAGGAUGACAAGAACAAUUUGCAGCUUGAAUUAUCCAUUUAUCUUUCCUAUCCACAUAAGAACACCCAUCAAAAGAACCAAUUAUAACAUUUCACAAGGACAUGUCCUACUUAGAACCUUUUAUUGAACUUUACUGGUUCAACAAAGGUAUGUGGGUUUAGAAGUAAUGAAACUCUGAAUGGACCAGGCUGCAUGGUCAAUUGGUCAUCUUUUAGCAUUCCAGAGAGUGUUUAAGAGCUGAAUUAUAAUUUGCACAACAGGGAAGCUGAAAGAGAAAUGUGAAGUUCUGGAGAAAGGUAGGAUCCUGAGGAAAAGAGAUCCUUUUCUAAUCUCCACCCGAGUUCUGGGGGAGUGUCUUCUUCCUGGGAAAAGUCCACAUUGUCAUUGUGCAUGUAAUUGCACUGGCACUUCCUUAUAAUAUGUGUUUUUUAUGAAUGAUUCAUUUAUUGUGUAUAUACUGUUAUAUACAUUUCAAUAGUGUAUUUAUUGUAAAGUUUUGAUCUAACAGCAAUAACUUUUAUCCUUGGCGAUUA
This is a messenger RNA of Python bivittatus (Burmese python), 3877 nucleotides long. It is a transcript of the gene DHRS9, whose product is annotated as dehydrogenase/reductase 9. Gene Ontology annotation, biological process: steroid metabolic process. Gene Ontology annotation, molecular function: oxidoreductase activity. Gene Ontology annotation, cellular component: intracellular membrane-bounded organelle. NCBI's taxonomy places the organism in Eukaryota, Metazoa, Chordata, Lepidosauria, Squamata, Pythonidae. The record is from RefSeq and is a predicted model, not a curated record.